This is a messenger RNA of Durusdinium trenchii, 1359 nucleotides long. The record is from the annotation of a GenBank genome assembly. NCBI's taxonomy places the organism in Eukaryota, Dinophyceae, Suessiales, Symbiodiniaceae.
AGGCGUUCUGGCUCAAGUCCCCCCAAUUAAAGGAGACUUGGCCCCCAGCACAGGCGAUGGUCAGCGGGACAGGGACACGUCCAAGCUGUGGUCCAAAACGCCAAAGGCCGCACGCACCUUAGGCCGUUCAUGUCGGUGCAUACUUGGCCCUGGGCACUUGGAUCUAUUGAAUCGAAAUGGUUCUUAUAUCUAUUGAAGAUCUAUAUUGUGCCUAGUAUGCUGAAUAGACAUGGUCUUACUACACAAAGAGAAGCUUGUGGACUUGUGGAAGUUCGAGGCAAGCUUGUUUUUGUGUAUGUGUUUCGUUCCUGCCUGAAAAUUGGUAGAUUGGAUCCCUAAAAUUCACAUUAUCUUCUCCAGAUAGCUGGAUCGCUACAGGGUUGGAGGCCAUCGCUCUUAGGUUGGAGGCCAUCGCAAGCAGGUUGGAGGCAGUCUCUUUUAGGUUGGAGGCCAUCGCUCUUAGGUUGGAGGCCAUCGCAAGUAAGCUGGAUCGCUACAGGGGUUCUUGCUUCUCUUCCAACAAGGCCAUGAUUGCAACUUUGCGCCUGGAAACUCUGGAAGCCUGGCCUUGCUCGCAACUUUUUGCCUAGAACCCGGAACCUGAAACCUUGCAACUUGCAACCCUAGAAGUCCGUAGAAUGCUGGAACCCCAGAACCCGAACUCUAGGUCUUGAUCUCAACCACCAAGCGACUGGUCUUUUAGAGCCUGCCUGGUGAGUUUUCCUAGAAAGGUCUAUCCGUUGUUUCUUGCAAAUAUAAUUCAGAUUGGAUGAACGUCUGAAGGUCUUAAAAAGGAACCUGGACAUGGACUCACGAGCCCGGUUUGGAAAUAAGACGUUGAGGCAAGACAGCCCUGCUGCGGCCAACUGCCCCAUUUGUUGUGGCCCCUUGAGACACUGUGUAGCACUUGUUCCCUGUGGCCAUGCUUUUUGCAAGACAUGUGUGCAAGUUUGGUUGCAGCAAUCCCCAUCAUGUCCGACAUGCCGUGGCUGCGUGGAAGAUGGGCAGUGGGUUCGAGUUAGAGUCAUGGACGAGGUGCUGAUGCUUCUUCAAAGUAAAACACAAGGAGCAGAGCACGAAAAACAUGUUGAGGAAGAGAUCCCGCAAGCUUCUACCUCCGGUGAAAGCUGCUGGACAUGCAGAAGGAACGAUGCAACUGAGGUUUGUGGCGUGUGUGAACAAGACCUCGGCCUUUGUCAAAACUGCGCUGUACAUAGCAUGAUGCAGUGUGAGGAGUGCGAAGCUUGGAUGUGCGGAUCCUGGUGUGCCUCCAAGCCUUGUGUUUAUUGCCGCACGCCCCAUGUAUGUGCAAACUGUUACCAGUCACCUUUGAGACGGUGCCCACGACCAGAGUGCUAA